GCAGCAGGGAAAUCGAGGAGAAAGCAGCGACAAACAGCGGAAACGCUAUUGCCUGAAAAAGCGCUGGAUUUAUGCGAUAUUCGGUCGAAUAAGUCGUAUAUUGAUUGUGUGUCACUUGGCCUCGUGGAUGAAAUUGUGUUCAACGUUCUCCCAGCGUGAAUCUCCACCUUAAUGCAGUGGGAUGGCCACAGUGCCGCCUGGGCCUAGUAGCGCACUGCCCGCAUCCCCGGCUGAGAUUCCUCCUUUCCCCGGGGCUGGGAGCGCGGAGCCGGCGGUGGAAGACGGAGAGGCGGCCUGCCACGGGGAGGACUGUGUACCCGCCGGGACAGGGAAGAAGUCGCAGCCGGUAAGCGAAGUGAAAGGCUCGGUGAAGAAGAAGCAGAAAAACAUGCUAGCGAGGGCUAGCCCGGCGGCGCUUCACCUCAAAAUGCAAGCCCGAGAGCAGCAGCAGCUGAACGGCUUGGCCAGCCCCUCGGAGGAGCCCGACGGCCACCAACACGCAGGAAACCGGCCUGACAAUCCCAGAGCGUCCGUGGACAACUGUGACAGCAGCAGCAGCGGCAGCAACGAGGGGGCUCCGGCCGCUAGAAACAAUAGUGAGCACUGCCAACACGAAGGCCACAGCCCCUUCUCCAAAAACGGCAGCCACUCUCCGCUGGUUAACAAUAGCAUGAACGGGAUGCCGGGCUUCACGAGGACUGAGGCGGCCCACGAAGGGAAGGGCAGCUUCGACCACACGCAGCCCCCGAGACCGCCGAGCGACGAGCCGCCGGACGCUGUCGGGCCCGGCGGGGACCCGAAGCAGCAGCAGCAGCAGCAGCCGCCGGCCGCGGAGCUGGCCCGGCUCGACCUGAGCAGCUCCCCCGGCCGAGCGGAGGGCGACGGUCACGGCAUCCGAUACGUCCGCUACGAGUCCGAGCUGCAGAUGCCGUGGAUCAUGAGACUGAUCACCAAGGACUUGUCUGAGCCUUAUUCAAUUUAUACGUACAGGUACUUCAUCCACAACUGGCCGCAGCUCUGCUUUCUGGCCAUGGUGGAGCAGGAGUGUGUCGGAGCCAUUGUAUGUAAGCUUGACAUGCAUAAGAAGAUGUUUCGUCGCGGCUACAUCGCCAUGCUGGCUGUGGACUCGAAACACAGAAGGAAAAGCAUCGGUACUAAUCUGGUGAAAAAGGCCAUCUACGCCAUGGUGGAAGGCGACUGUGACGAGGUUGUAUUGGAGACCGAGAUCACCAACAAAUCAGCCCUGAAGCUGUAUGAGAACUUGGGUUUUGUCAGAGACAAGCGGCUGUUCAGAUACUACCUGAACGGAGUGGACGCGCUGCGGCUCAAACUGUGGCUCCGCUAGAGGAAAUCCGAGGGGACGGAGGACGACGGGACAGCAGGUGCUGUUCACCUCGAACACUAUCAGCUUGACAGCCUCAGCUCUGCCCUGGUCAUUCGCUCUUAUCUUCACAAAUACACACACACACAUACACACAGACACACACACACACUCACGCCUGUGUACAAACAUAAGGAGUAUGCACAUAGGUAUGCAUAGACACACAGACACACCCUCCUUUUAUCCUUUGACCUCUGAACAACUGUUGUUUAGGCAGAAAAUGGACUGAAAAUCCCACCAGAUGUUUUCAUGAAGGGGCCCCUGAUACUUUCUGUGACGAGGACGGGGGCGAGCGAGCGAGCGAGCGAGGGCGGUCUCUGGGACGACCUUGACCGGGGACUGGAUGACGUUUUGACCUUGAAGCUUGGACGCCUCGCCGACGGGUGACGCGAAGCAGCUCAGGCGAGGAUUCCCGAGAGGACGAGGCAACCACACCAAAAUCAUCCUGCAGGACAAAACUGACUCAAAGCCGACAACAACGCGUGAAAACAAGGAAGUCGAGCGGUAAAAACACAGACUGGGAAGAAAAUAUUUGUGGAGUUUAUUUUUGUGUUUCUUUUUUAACCUUGUAAGUUUUGGGCGGGGGACGAAAAAAGAAAAAAAAAGCUACGGUAUGACUGCGUGUUUGUACCGCCUCGUGUGUUUUUUGGACAGCAAGUGGCUAUUUUUCGAGUGAAUGCGGUUGCGGGUGGUUUGUGCGACUGUGCGAGCGCAUGCUGUGGUGUGUGUUUUUGUUUCCCCAUCGUGUCCAGUGGAUGCAGCGCCUCCCUCUUCCUCCUCCUCCUUCUCCUCCUGCUGCUGCUGCUGCUGCUAUUGCUGCUGCUGCUGCUUCUUCCUCCAUCACCUGCCUCAGCCUCCAGGACUGAAGCCUGUAAAGAUAUGCAUGCAUUUAUUUUAAUGUGAGUGCAGGAGUGUGUUGAUGAACCCAGUCUGAGGCUCCUUCCUCUGUUUGGUGUCAGCAUGUUGGUGCAGAGCAGAAACAAAUCACUCCAUUAGCACCUCAAACUUUGCCCAACUUGUGGAUCUGCCACCUUUUUUUUUUUCUUUUUCCGCUUCAGUGUCCUUUUACUAAAUCGAACCCUGAUGUGGGUGUGGUCGAGGAGUUAAAUUUUUAAUUUUUGCAGAUCAGAACUCGUUUUUUUUUUUCCCCUAAACGCACUGCCAGCCACUGCAAAAUUUCCAAAAAGGAGAAAAACGGUGUCGUUCAAAGAGAGAGACUCCUUGCCAAUGACGGUGUGGUCAGAUAUCUCUGUUUACUAAUUAACAUUAUUAUCCUGAAUCUCCUCGUUGCAAGUGCCACUCGGUCCGUCAGCACUAACAGCCGCGACUGCAGCGAUCUGCCUGCCGACGGGCGACACGUCGGCGCCAGGUCGAGGCGAAGCGUUGCGAAUGCUGGAUUCCUGUUUGCUGUGUGUGUGUGUUUAUGUUAAAAAAGAAAAAAAAGGAAAAUAGACGAGUAUUCUUAGCAGAUUAUAUUGUAUUCUUUCGUUUGCUUUCAGUUUAUUUAGAUUUGUCUACUAUACACCUGUAUAACCUCACGCUGCUCGUGAGCGGCUGAGUCCACAAUGCACUUCCCAGGUGCCCUAACUUGAUGCACAGCCAACCUCGCUAACAUUUUUUGAGAUCCUGGAACUCGUCAUAGAUGCACCCGGAUGUUCCAGCACACACUAAUUGGCAAAGAAAGUUUGCUUCAACUGCUUUUGUGUGUUUUUUCUUAACGGUGAAAAUGAACAAAGGUCAGAUGCACUUCUUUGGAAAUUGCUGCAGUGUGUAUGUGUCCGUACGAAUGUGUGUGUGUGUGUGCUGUUUUGACAGUGGUGUGGAUCUGUUCUGUUGGACUUUAUCUCUCUGCUUUCGGAUUCCUCGCGCAGGAAAAAUCAGAGCCUUUGUGGUGCUGCGUUUUGUUCUGAUCUAAUAAGGACGGCAGGACUCGUUAGUUACAUGAGCAGACACUUAUUUUUGUAAGUUCGUGCUCGAUGUUGUAGAGAAGGAAUGAAGAACAGGAUGAUAGCUAAAGGGGGAAUAAACCCUGAAUCUGCUUCUAUUUUUUUUUAUUUUUAAAAGCAAAUGAGGAAGCAGCCUUUAUCACAGGUUGUAAAUGCAAUUUGUGCAGGGGUGGGCGAUCCGGAUAAAAGAUCACAUGAAGACCAUCAUGUGACGAUCACAGUCGGAAUCACAGUUCUCCUCACAGGUUUAGUGGAAGUCAUGUGAUUAGGGUUGCUCUGAUACGUAAUCAGUGAAAUGAGGCUCGAGGGCCAAGUCACGCGUCUCUGCGUCCUGUUUUUAUGCUUAUUUUAGUCUAAAAGUUCAAAUCAGAAGUAGUAACUUGCAUCUGCGCUGCUAACAAGCUAGCCCCAUCUCGCCUCAUGUUUCCUCCACCUGUAGACCGAACAGGUCGCUGUUGUUGUCGCUCAGCUGCCUCAUCGACGGACUUUUCGGUGUCUUUAUUCUGCUCCAAAGCCUCAGUGAGCUUGUGAACCAGUUCUCCACCUGCUGCAGGUUCUGGCAGGAGUAGUCUGACUCACCGAAUGUGGACUUUUAGGCGGCUUUCUCGUCCUCUUCAACUACCUGGGUGUAACCGUUUUCAAACUCCCUUCCACUAUGGGACACAACAACCAACAAGGCAGUAUUCGGCUCUCGACAUGCAAAGGUUCCACCAAAACAAUCACUACUUUGCAGGGGCACCAUCGCUGCAUCCUGGGCUUCACAUCACCCAAUCGAUUGUAUUUAGUUGAUAGAGUUACAACCAUAAUAGUGUUGUUUUUUUUGCCCCUACAGCAGAUUAAUAAUGAGGUGCAGCCAGACCAUACUACACAGCGCUGUGGGUGUUGGUCUGUCCCUGCAAGGCUACGCUCGAAGUGGUUCUCCAGCUCACAGUGUAGAGCAGAACGAGGACUGUUGGAGUCUGUUGGUGAGACGAGAGACUCGCUGGAGAGGCGGCUGAAUGAGCACCAACAGCAUGAAAGGAAACCUCAGACGACUACAAGGCGAGUCUAGCAGCUACUGAGCUGUAAAAAUAAAAUACUUACAUAUAGCACGCUUCCUAAUAUAAAAUCACCCGAUCGCCCACCUCGAGCUUGUAGCGCCCCGAAAAUAUGCAAUUGGACGCGUGUGCUUUUGUCUACAGUAUUCAAAGUGGAAGCACCGCGAGACACUGCCAUCUGCAAAACGUGUGAAGUCGGCUACAAACAAUGGCAACGGAACAAACAAAAGUCUCCAGCAAACAGUUAGAAUCCCUCUGAAUGACACUACAGGAACUCGUUUUGGGUUUAUUCCCCCUUUCUUUCUUUUCUUUUUUUUUUUUUUUGUUCCGGCAGCAGUUCAGCUGAGCUCUUACAUCCCCACGUCUGGAAGGGAGAGUAAAUGUUUACGGAGUUGCCACCCACACAAAGUUCUGUCCGUGUGUCUGUGUGCGUUUGGAACAAUGGAUCAGAUUACUUAUUUUUCUUUUAUUUUUCAGAUUUGUAUACGAGUGUUGUUCUAUUCAUCGGAUAUAUUGAGAGCAUGUCUUUUUUUUUUCUUUUUUUUUUUGGUGAAUCAUGUGUUGGGUUUGGGGGCGACUUUGGGUUGAUUAUUUUUAAUUUCUGUGCUACUUUAGCCCAUCCGGAGGUGUUGUUGUGAGAACGAUGAGCGAAACAAUCUAGAACCCCGAACUUUUGCUGCUCAUCACACACUGUUUAGAUUAUUUUUUUUAUUUUUUAUUGUUAUCACCCCGUUCAAACUCCUUCUGGUUCAUUCAAUCUUCUGUCCCUGUGUUGGACGCUCGCUUCUCCUUUUUUUUUUUUUUUCUGUGUUCUCUCACUGUUCAGGCCUUUCUUCUUUCACACGCUGACGAAAGGACUGGAUGGGUAGCAAAUGAACGUAUUCUUUCAAACGGGCCGUCAGGAAGAGGAGGUGUUUUGAAGGAGUCUGUUUAGCAUCUUUUUUUUUUUUUCUCUCUCUCUCAAUCCUGUGAAACUCUGGCAGUACCACGAGGUUUAUGGGCAUUACAGCCGUUUGGAUCAUGAUCACAGACUGAAGGGCUUCGUCAUCUUUUAUCAGUUUGUAGCCACGGCUUGUGGUGUUGCAUUACCAGUUUUCUCUGCGUUUGGAAUCAGUUUUGACUUGACAUGCCAGUUCAGUGUUCAAAGCAGUAGUUUAUUUCCUCAUCCUGAACGUCCGCUGUGCUAUUCCUGACCUACAUUUAUAAAUCCUCCCCUCCCCUCCAGAAACCAGUUUUGUCGGUCAGAUAAUUAACAUUUAUAUAAGCAGUGGUCCCCCACAACACAACCAACCAACCACAGGGGCUUCCUGCAGUCUUUUUCUGGGGCGCCUGCCUCCAUCGCCAUCCAUGAAGUGUGCAAAGGGUAGAGCAAAAGGGUUUUUUUUUUUUUUUUUCUGCAUGUCUGUUUCCCUCUGUUCCUCCUCCCUGUCCCCUCUCUUGAUUUUGAUCUGGAAAUGUCCGAUAGCUUUUAUUUAAUGUGGAAAAAGAACACAGAAAUAAAUUAUUUGAUUUUUUUAAUGCUGUAAA
Stegastes partitus (bicolor damselfish) is the source of this 5891-nucleotide messenger RNA. RefSeq names its product N-alpha-acetyltransferase 30, NatC catalytic subunit (gene naa30). Bases 182 to 1345 code for a protein of 387 amino acids. Gene Ontology annotation, biological process: N-terminal peptidyl-methionine acetylation. The transcript is spliced from 4 exons. NCBI's taxonomy places the organism in Eukaryota, Metazoa, Chordata, Actinopteri, Pomacentridae. Gene Ontology annotation, cellular component: NatC complex. Gene Ontology annotation, molecular function: protein-N-terminal amino-acid acetyltransferase activity. The record is from RefSeq and is a predicted model, not a curated record.